Molecule: messenger RNA, 2642 nt
Organism: Melospiza georgiana
Lineage: Eukaryota; Metazoa; Chordata; Aves; Passeriformes; Passerellidae
Gene: ABCG2
Product: ATP binding cassette subfamily G member 2 (Junior blood group)
Exons: 16
Coding region: 72-2054 (660 amino acids)
Cellular component (GO): plasma membrane
Molecular function (GO): ATP hydrolysis activity; ATP binding; ABC-type transporter activity
Source: RefSeq, a predicted model, not a curated record
AUCCCUCGCAGCGCCGCUGCCGCCUCCUCGGCAGCCCCGCGGCGCCGACCCGGACCUGCUGCUGAGGAAAGAUGGCAGAAGACCAGCCACACCUGUGUAUUCAGAUGUCAGAAUCCGGUACAAAUGGCAUUCCCAGUAAAACGCAGUCCUUGCCAGAUUUGGCUGGCAGGACAGGAAGCGUGCUUACCUUCCACAACAUCUGCUACCAUGUGAAGACAAAGACUGGGUUCCCGUGUUUCCGAAAAACCACCAAAAAACAAGUUUUGAAAGAUGUCAAUGGCAUCAUGAAACCAGGAUUGAAUGCAAUUUUGGGACCCACUGGCAGUGGUAAAUCUUCGCUACUGGACAUUUUGGCUGCAAGGAAGGAUCCCCAUGGACUCUCUGGUGACAUUUUGAUCAAUGGAGCUCCUCAGCCCGCCAACUUUAAAUGUACCUCUGGCUAUGUAGUACAGGAUGAUGUGGUCAUGGGAACCCUGACUGUAAGAGAAAAUCUGAAGUUCUCAGCGGCACUGCGCUUGCCAAAGUCAGUGAAGGAGCAUGAGAAAAAUGAACGAGUGAAUCAGAUCAUCAAGGAACUGGGUUUGAGCAAAGUUGCAGAUUCCAAGGUUGGUACCCAGUUCACUCGUGGGGUGUCUGGAGGAGAGCGAAAAAGGACCAAUAUUGGGAUGGAGCUCAUCACGGAUCCUGCCAUCUUAUUCUUGGAUGAGCCAACCACGGGGCUUGAUUCCAGCACUGCUAAUGCUGUCUUACUGCUGCUGAAAAGGAUGUCAAAACAAGGGAGGACAAUCAUCUUCUCCAUCCACCAGCCUCGGUACUCCAUAUUCCGACUGUUUGACAGCUUGACACUGCUGGCUGCAGGGAGAGUGCUGUUCCAUGGGCCAGCCCAGCACGCCAUCGAGUACUUUCAGUCCAUUGGCUACCAGUGCGAGCCCUACAACAACCCCGCCGAUUUUUUCCUGGACGUCAUCAAUGGAGACUCCACCGCCGUGGCAAUGAGCAAGGCUGAUGACACAGAGAGAACUGAAGAAUGCUCUGAAUAUGAUAAGACCUUGGCUGAGCAAUUAGCAGAAAAAUACUCCAACUCUGCCUACUACCGAGAAACAAAAGCACAUUUAGAGAGCAUUUCUUCAGGAAACAAGAAGAAAACCAAACCACUUUUCCGGCAAAUCACAUAUGCCAAUUCCUUCCUCCACCAGCUGAAAUGGGUGUCCAGGCGCACAUUUAAAAACCUGAUAGGAAACCCUCAGGCUUCCAUAGCUCAGCUUUGUAUUACAGCUCUUCUGGGACUGGUUGUAGGUGCCAUCUUCUUUGGGCUUGAGGAGAACUCUGCUGGACUACAGAACAGAGUGGGUGCAAUGUUCUUUCUGACCACCAACCAGUGUUUCAGCAGUGUCUCAGCUCUUGAACUCUUUGUUGUAGAAAAGAAGAUAUUUAUGCAUGAAUAUAUCAGUGGGUACUACAGAACAUCUGCAUACUUCAUAGCAAAGCUAAUGGCUGAUUUAAUACCCAUAAGGACCAUGCCCAGCAUCAUCUUCACCUGCAUAGUUUACUUCAUGCUAGGUUUGAAACCAACAGCAGAAGCCUUCUUUAUAAUGAUGUUCACUCUUAUGAUGGUGUCCUACACAGCCACUUCCAUGGCACUUGCCAUUGCAGCAGGACAGAGCGUGGUCACUAUAGCCAACCUACUCUCGACUGUUGCAUUUGUUUUUAUGAUUAUUUUCUCUGGGUUGCUGGUCAAUCUCACAAGCGUCAUGGACUGGCUCUCUUGGCUCAAAUACUUUAGCAUCCCUCGCUAUGGAAUGACAGCUUUACAGAUCAAUGAGUUGCCUGGUCUGAACUUCUGUGGCAGCAGUAACAGCACAGUGUUAAACAGUGGCGGUAGCUAUCGAGAGACAGGCCGGAUGCCAUGUACUGGAGAGGAGUAUCUGGAGAGUCAAGGCAUCGAUAUGAGCACCUGGGGGCUGUGGCAGAACCACCUGGCUCUGGCCUGCAUGACACUCAUCUUCCUCACCAUCGCCUACCUCAAACUGCACUUCAUGAAGAAGUUCUCUUAAAACCAGAGGGAAAGGCGCAAUUCCCACUGUUCAGCAGUUUGCUGAACGGAUUGUGCAACUGACUUGAUUAUUUUUAAGGAGACAUUUCUUUGUACUUUUAUUAUUACCCAAGUCAACAACAUGAAUGCCAUCCUUGUAUAUUAAAUACUUGCUGUUAAUUUACUCUGUCAAAAUGUGUAGCAUGGCUCACUCCUCUGUGCCACAGAGGAAAAGAAAAAGUGUACAGCUGUUCAUUUCCUCAAGAGACUGAAUCAGUCUUUCUGCAUAUUCUAGCUAUGAUCUUGUCAAACACUAUAUCUAAUAUUUAGUGGCUUAACCUGAAAUAAAUUGUUCCAUACUUUAAUUAGCACCUACCUUCACCAGGAAGAAAUUAAGUCUAAAAUGAUGCUUAUCAGGACACCAACACAAUCUCAGCUGCUUAUGUGGUCACAGGAUAUGUGAGACAGGGACAAAAUUCCUUUAAUCCCAGCGCCUUUUUCUAUUUGGGAAUCAUUGCUGCGCUAGAAUGUACUUAUUGAUGCCAUCAAGCCUUUCCUGCCUCAGUCAAGUAUAGAAGCACUGUGCUUUUAAAUAAAGGUGUUGUUCUUA